AUGUUGAGCAGCCGGGGGCAGAGAUUCCUUCACCUGGGUCUGUGUCUCUGGUUCCCUGUGUUCACACCUGUCUUUAAAGGCUGCACGGGCUGCGCCGCUGAGGAGAGGCUCUUUCACAGACUCUUUUCUCAUUACGAGAAGUUCAUCAGGCCCGUGGAGAAUGUCUCCGACCCCGUCAUUGUGCACUUCGAGGUGGCCAUCACGCAGCUGGCUGACGUGGAUGAAGUCAACCAGGUCAUGGAAACCAAUCUGUGGCUGCGUCACAUCUGGAAUGAUUAUAAAUUGCGCUGGGAUCCGGCGGACUAUGACGGCAUUGAGACACUUCGCGUUCCAGCAGAUAAGAUUUGGAAGCCCGACAUUGUUCUCUAUAACAACGCUGUUGGUGACUUCCAAAUCAAAGGCAAGACUAAAGCUCUUCUGAAAUACAAUGGCAUGAUAACCUGGACCCCACCAGCUAUUUUUAAGAGUUCCUGCCCCAUGGAUAUCACCUUCUUCCCCUUUGAUCAUCAAAAUUGUUCCCUAAAAUUUGGUUCCUGGACAUAUGACAAAGCUGAAAUUGAUCUUCUAAUAAUUGGAUCUAAAGUAGAUAUGAAUGAGUUUUGGGGAAACAGUGAAUGGGAAAUUAUCGAUGCUUCAGGCUACAAGCAUGACAUAAAAUACAACUGUUGUGAAGAGAUCUACACAGAUAUAACUUAUUCCUUUUACCUCAGAAGGUUACCGAUGUUUUACACCAUUAAUCUGAUCAUCCCCUGUCUCUUAAUUUCAUUUCUAACCGUGUUGGUCUUUUACCUUCCUUCGGACUGCGGUGAAAAAGUGACGCUUUGCCUCUCAGUCCUGCUCUCCCUGACUGUGUUUUUGCUGGUCAUCACAGAAACCAUCCCAUCCACCUCUCUUGUGGUCCCGCUGGUGGGCAAGUACCUGCUGUUCACCAUGAUCUUUGUCACCCUGUCCAUCGCAGUGACUGUGUUUGUGCUGAACAUACACCACCGCACCCCAGCCACGCACACCAUGCACAGCUGGGUGCAAGUGGUUUUCCUGCAGCUGUUACCCCAGAUCCUAAUGAUGAAGAGGCCCCUGGACAAGACCAGGGAGACAGGUUUGGACAAAAUCCCCAAAGCCAUUUCCAAGAGGCCUGCCAAAGUCAAGUUCACAAGCCGGGGAGAACCCAAGUUCCUUACAGAAUGCAGCCACUAUGGCAAAUCAAGUGAGCUGGCCACCAGCAAGAGAAGGUUAAGUCAUCAGCCUGCACAGUGGGCAGCUGACGUCGAAGAUGUGAUUAAUAGUGUUCAAUUCAUAGCAGAAAACAUGAAGAAUCACAAUGAAACAAAGGAGGUAGAAGAUGGCUGGAAGUACGUGGCCAUGGUGGUGGACAGAGUGUUUCUCUGGGUGUUCAUCGUUGUCUGUGUGUUUGGAACUACAGGGCUAUUUAUGCGGCCGCUACUUGGGAUCACAGGAAGGUCUUAA
Nycticebus coucang (slow loris) is the source of this 1464-nucleotide messenger RNA. It is a transcript of the gene CHRNA6, whose product is annotated as cholinergic receptor nicotinic alpha 6 subunit. Bases 1 to 1464 code for a protein of 487 amino acids. Gene Ontology annotation, molecular function: acetylcholine-gated monoatomic cation-selective channel activity; transmembrane signaling receptor activity. The record is from RefSeq and is a predicted model, not a curated record. NCBI's taxonomy places the organism in Eukaryota, Metazoa, Chordata, Mammalia, Primates, Lorisidae. The transcript is spliced from 6 exons. Gene Ontology annotation, cellular component: postsynaptic membrane; neuron projection; synapse. Gene Ontology annotation, biological process: chemical synaptic transmission; signal transduction; monoatomic ion transmembrane transport.